This is a messenger RNA of Salarias fasciatus (jewelled blenny), 3157 nucleotides long. RefSeq names its product uridine monophosphate synthetase (gene umps). Lineage: Eukaryota; Metazoa; Chordata; Actinopteri; Blenniiformes; Blenniidae. The record is from RefSeq and is a predicted model, not a curated record. Bases 63 to 1526 code for a protein of 487 amino acids. The transcript has 10 exons. Gene Ontology annotation, molecular function: orotate phosphoribosyltransferase activity; orotidine-5'-phosphate decarboxylase activity. Gene Ontology annotation, biological process: 'de novo' pyrimidine nucleobase biosynthetic process; 'de novo' UMP biosynthetic process.
CAGAAGUUUAGUGUGCGACUACUACAAGUUUGCUGGUUGGAUUUCUGUGAGUUCGCGACAAGAUGGAGAGCGUCUGCGUGGAUGAACUGAUCCUGAAGCUUCACGACGUGAACGCGGUGAAGUUCGGAGAGUAUAAACUGAAGAGCGGCUUGAUGACGCCCAUUUACAUCGACCUGAGGGUGCUGGUGUCCCAUCCCGCGCUCAUGAACCAGGUUUCAAGUCUCAUAUACCAGAGGGUCCUGGAUGAGGAGCUGCAGUUUGACUCUGUGUGUGGCGUUCCUUACACUGCUCUACCUUUGGCCACUAUUAUCUGCUCCAGACAUGAACUUCCUAUGCUCAUCAGGCGCAAGGAGGCUAAGGACUACGGAACCAAGCGACUGGUGGAAGGGUCGUAUCGUGACGGGGAUAUAUGUCUGGUCAUCGAAGAUACCGUGACCAGCGGCAGCAGCAUCCUGGAGACGGCAGAGGUGCUCUGUAAAGAGGGUCUGAAGGUGACAGACGCCAUUGUACUAAUGGACCGAGAGCAAGGUGGAGUGGAAAUGUUGGCCUCUCGAGGAAUCAAACUCCAUCCUGUCAUCUCCAUGUUCAAGCUGAUCAACGUCCUGUUGGCAGCUGAGCGCAUCAGUGCCGAAACCGCUCAGAAUGUCCGCAAGUUCAUCCUGGACAAUAACACAUUCAGCUCCAAAAAGGAGAAUGGAAAUGACACUCCUGCUGCCAAGAAGCCAUGUGUGGAACAAAACCAGCAGCUGACCUAUAUGGACAGAGCCAAGCUACCAAACAUUCACCCUCUGGCAUCCAAACUUUUGACGAUCAUGGAGGAGAAGCAGUCCAACCUGUGUGUGUCUGCUGACCUGACCUCCAGCGAGGAGCUGCUCCAGCUGGCCGACUCUCUGGGCCCAAAGAUCUGCUUGCUGAAGACCCACGUGGACAUCCUGAAGGACUACACGGCUGCUUUCAGCCAGAAACUGCAGGCUGCAGCUGAGAAACACAACUUCCUCAUCUUUGAAGAUCGCAAGUUUGCCGACAUUGGGAACACGGUCAAGCACCAGUAUGAAGGUGGAGUGUACCAGAUCUCUUCCUGGUCUCAUAUAGUGAACGCCCACGCGGUGCCGGGGCCCGGGGUCGUGAAAGGUCUGAGCGCCGUAGGAAAGCCUCUGGGCCGAGGCUGUUUGCUCAUCGCACAGAUGAGCUCCCAAGGGUCGCUGGCUACCGGUGAAUACACAGCGGCCGUGCUGCGGAUGGCAGAGGAGCACUCAGACUUUGUCAUUGGAUUCAUCUGUGGCUCCAGUGUGACGAAGAGGCCAGAGUUCAUCCACAUGACCCCCGGCGUGCAAAUGCAGACUGGAGGAGAUCUGCUGGGCCAACAGUACUCCACCCCAGAGGACGUCAUCGCCAGCAAAGGCUCUGACAUCAUCAUCGUCGGCCGGGGUGUUUUGGAGGCGCCCGAUAGGCUGAAAGCUGCCGAGUCAUACAGAAAGUCGGGCUGGGACGCGUACGCAAAGCGAGUGGGCCGGGUUGGCCAAUAGGAAGCUCUGGAGCGACGUUUACUGCAGUCCGUUAAAAUGAAAAUUCUCUGAGGACCUGCAGGGCGAACUGCAGGGCUUCUCCAGGAAGUCCAGCUAGCACAUGGCUGUGCACACAGUGACCCUGCAGACGUGUGCACUGAACGUUACACUGAUGCAUCUAAAAGUGUGGCUGCACCCAGACGGCUACACAGCGUGGACGAUGAUUCCUGCCAUGUGGUUGAAAAUAUACAUAUAUAGUAGUACUUAAUUCUGUCCCGUCGCUGAGCAGUUCAAUGCCUCUUUGAUUGCUUCCUUCCAGAUUUCACCCGGUAGAUUAAAUCGGCAGCGAUCCAUCCAACCAGGCGUGAAGUGUGUCUUAAGAACUUCUCAAACUGAUUCCUCAGGGCCGUUUAAUAUCCCGCAAAUGGAGAGUGGGUAAAACAUUUUUCACUAAGUUUUAUUUUGUGUUCCAUCCUGACUGAUUGAUUUUUGAAAAUAUAACAACAGUUUUGAUCGGUGUUCUUCAAAAUUACACGCUUUUGAUUUUACUGUACUGAAGCAAUGUAUAAAGAACAAGUAAAUUAUUUUAAGUUCCAUCCAUGAUAGUUUCUAAUGUGGAACAUUUAGUUGGCAUUAGAUUAGUGUUCACAGGUGAACAUAUAGCGUUCAGUUUUGUUAAAUUACCUGUAGUGUUUACCUGUGACCCUGCACCACAGUAAAUCCUUGCAACUUGCACCGUAACACUGUCUCUGUGUCAAACGUCCGUCCUGCUGCGACUGGAACUCCCGUCUGUGUCCCCCACACCAAGAUCAAGACUCAUUCCUAUGCUCCUAAAAAUAAAACAAAGUAAUUUUGUUACUAUCAUCUCUGAAGUCCAAUUUUAAAACAAACGUAUCACAAAGCCAGAAAAAUGACCCUCGGCUGCGUUUCUCUUCUACAAUAGGAGUCACCUAAACCUGCCAUCAGGAAGAGAAAAAGGUUGAAAAUAUUGUUCAAAUGCCCUUGUUGGAUGUUACCUGGCACACUAGGUAUAAAUGAACAAAAAGUUCAAAUGUGUGGAUUUUUUUUUUUAAUGGCAUUUUAUGUUGAAAAACCUGUAUCCUGUAUUUCCAGCAUAAAGAGUGUUUACUUUUGUUGACUGCACUAAUGCUCAAAACAAUUAGAUUUCUGAUUUAGUUUUUUUUUUUUUUUUAUCAUUGCUGUGACUCUCAUAAGCUGUGAAAUGACUUUUGAUUGGUGUGGUUGAGGUGAAAUGAGGGACCAGGCUAACUGCGGAGGGGUUUCUUGCAGUUUUAUCAACCGCGGUUAUUGUUUUAUCAAUAUUGUUGCGAUUGAAAGCGGGUUGAAGCAAUUAUCUUGUUCGUGAACCGUCCCUGUGUUUUCAUAUAAAACAAAAUAAUCUAAACGGACUAAUAAGCUUGCUCACUGUGACAGUUUCUUUUGUAUGCAGGCUCAUGUUGAAAUCUGUGACCGAAGUCCUCGAUUGUUAUACCAGAGUUUCUGCUAGUUUACAAUGUUUUAUUCCCUCUGCAUUUACCUGGCCUAAUGUCGUGUUUGAUAACGCCUCUUUCCUUACACUUUUGGUUUCUUAAAAAAAAAAUGCAGUGUAUUUCUGUAAGGGAAACAUCAAUAAAUGUUUUGUUGAAAAUAGU